GAACAAGCAUAGCCAAUCAUGUCUCACAACUCCAAGAUUUUCAGCUCCCCUGUCAACAUGCAACCUCAGACGUUGAAAAAACAAGCAAUUUCGCGAUUUAUUUAUAAUAACCCCUCGAAGCCCCUCUGCUAAGGUUUGCGGGUGAUAACUCCAGACUUCUUUAAUAAACUCUCAUAUCGAGGGACCUUGUCAAUCAACUGCGUUCAGUCUUAAGGCUUGCAUAUCUCUGCCCCCCCUUGUCCUGCGUUAUCUCCAAAAAAGUGACUUCAUCUGUACGUGUGCAUUAUUACAUUUUGACCGUACAUCGAUCGAUUCAUAUCCCCGAAUGCCCGAUCUCACACAUGGCAUCAAACUUCCUUACUUGCUUCGACGUCCACAGCUAGUUCCGCCUCCAUAUGUCCUCUGCCGUUUCUCGGUAUCUGCCCGCAUUUUGGCGAUCAGAUCGGUUCCGUUGAGAUCGGAAUCGGAAUCUUCGGAUUCACUCUUAGCGUCUGUAUCUCCGGGAAUGAGAAAUGCAUCCACAUCUUUGGGCUGUGUCUUCUGCUUCUGCUUCUUCUUCUUCUUCUCUCGACGCCUCGCUUUCCUUUCCGCUACAGUGGCCUUGUUUUUGUUCCGCCGUCUGAUUUCCUGGUUCUGCAUGGCCUCCUCAACAAAUGUGUCGAGUGCCUUUUUCUUUGCUGUAAAAAGCGGAAUCGGCGAGCCUGCAAGUCUUGAAAACUUCAUCGUAAGGUUGUACCAAAAGUUGCUGUAUUGCUUGCUGGUCUUGAUUCCCCUAUGUUCUAGUUCCGCUGCUACGGCUUGUGAUUUGCGCUCAGUCAAGGACGCCGGCGUGGUCCAGUCGAUUUCCCAGUUGUACUUUUGAUUGGACUUGUCGCUUGUAUCGUGAUUGAAGCCUUGCCUAGCGGCUAUUUUCUUCUUGAACAAAGCAACUGUGGGUUUAAUGGCGUGUUCUGAAACGCCAUCUCGGAUGAUCGGGGGCUUGAUUUCCUUCUCGGAAGGCUUGAUCCAGUGCUUGUCUGUUCCUGGCUCCAACUGUUGCUCCUGGAGCUUCUUCUCAACUUCAUCUUCAGACUCUGCUAAGUCUGUCUCGUCGUUAAUGCGGGAAGGUCGCUCUGCGACAACCUUUGUGGGUGUUUCUUGUCUUGAGGCUGCGUCGCUCGCAACAGUAUCAUCGGGGAUAGAUGGUAAAGGCGUGGUAACUUUUUCUAGGAUUCAUGUCAGUAUGUACACCUCACGCAAAACAUGUGACACACUUUGUUGAAGCCAUCGACCUCCCUUUGGAAGUGGCGGCGUCCAGUUCUUGGGCAGGAGUCUCGGCAAUGUCAUUGCCUUGGGCACAAUAGCCCGGUGAGGAGGUGUUGAGUAAAGCUUCUUUUUGAAAGAGCUGACCUCGGCGGCAGUCCCGUUCUAUGAGACUCUGCGCUUAGAAGGCCUGACAGCUUUGGCUUGCUCUUUGCUCUGCUGUAUUCGUUCUGUAGGUGAUGAAGUGACGUACUCAUCUCCAGAAAGGGGAGAGACAUCCGGGAAGGGAGAGUAAACACUCUCGUUAUCGCUUGCACGACCUCGCCCGCCCGAGCCCUUCAGGAUACUCCUCAAGCCGAGAAGCGAAUCCCGAUGGUGAGGUCGGAACGGCGAUGGUGUACCUGGAGUGUGGCUCUGCAUAAGCUUCUCACCACUAUAAACUGGCUGAAGCUCAUAGAUCGAUGGUGAAAGACCCUUCUCAGUUUUGAUCGGAGUGGAGAGAUGUUUCUUCGAAUUGCCGAACGAGUUGCCCAAAUCCUUAUCAGCCGAAUCAAAUGUGACCUUCUCCUCAAGUGUUGUAGAGACAGCUUUCGGAGGGGCGUCUUCCUGUGGUAGCUGAUAUGACACAGGUGGCGAGGAUCCAACGUUUUCAUUCUCUUCCACCUCGUUGGUGUUGGCGUCGUGAGACACCUCAUCGUCACUUAAGUCAGGGAGGCCUUGGUAUUCCUCAUCGUCGUCGUAUUCCUUUUCGCCGUCUUUGGCGGGAUGUGACUCGUACUGCUUGAGAGCAGAAAUUUUCAUGGGACUUGAGUGGCUCUCCAUUUUAAUGUUCUUGAUGUCCUCUUCGUCGAAGUUUUCUUCGUCGUCUGAGGAUUGACCAUACAUUAAGCUGCUCUCUUGCUUUAUAGCGCGGAUGUCUCCAUCGUGAGACUCUUCAUCACUGCUACCUUCGUCAUCGCUGGAGUUGUAUUGCUCAAUGCUCUCUUUUUUGAUGGACACCAUGUCACUAUCGUGAGCUUCCAUCUUGAUCUUCUUCGCUGCGGUAUCAUCAUGCUGGUAUUCAGGCGCGGUGGAGAAGGGCACGUCAUGGUCGGGAGACGGACAAUUGCUGCUGGAGAGUGAGGUAGAUUUCUUCGUCGUCUGGCGAUCAACCCAAUCUAGCAAAGAAUCCGUGAUGUGUGGCGAGGGCUCCCUCUGUUCAUGGACAAGGACGGUCUCCUGGGGGGUAGCCACAGGAUUGUCGGUGUGACUGGUGGUAGUGUGUUCAGUCGUAGUGGCUGGCUUCUGGACGUCAAGGGUAUGCUCAACUAGUGUUGGCAGAGCUGGCUUGGCGGGGACCGUAGUCUCUUCAUCUGAGAAAUCAGAACUAUCGGAGGGCUCCUGGGUAAGAUCGAUGUGCAAAGUAUUGAUUGGUGUGGUGUCGCGUGCAACAGCUGACUUAGCAGGUGUAGGACGCUUUGUCACAGAGGAAGACUGGGUCUUGCGCUGAGCGGCAACCUUUCGCUGCUUAGCAGAGUUCUCGGCCUUGAUAUCUUUGUCGGCUGUAGCGCGACCUUUGGCGGCCUUGCGCCUGGGGGACACCAGGACCCUGACGACCUCAAUGUCCGAGUCGGGUUGAUCUUCAUCGUCUGCAUCGAUCGACACAGGGGUCUCGAUUGAGUCGCCAACUCGUCGUCGCUUGACGUUUGCUUUCUGUUGCUCAAGCUGGCGCUUUUUCGGAGUAAGCUGAACCUUCUCAUUGUCGUGGUCCGACUCAUUCUCAAUUUGGGUUACAUUCUCAUUCUGGCUGGGUUUGGGAGGGAUAUGAGCUGGAGGGACAGAUGUGCUUCGACUUGGGCCUGCAACGCUUGAGGUGAGGUUGGGCAAGGGUGCUUGAGGAGGCAUAGAAGCACCUUGUCGCUCUCUAGCAGCUGGUCUCUUGUUCUGUCUUGCCAAUGUUGUGCCUUUUGCAAGAACAGAUGCCUUGAUAGAGGCAAAGCCUCGGUUGAUAGUCUCUUGCUGAUCAGUCUUGAGCUUCUUGGCAGGUCGAGCUCGUGGGCUGGGCGCGACAAGCUUGCGCUUUGGCGACGGCUGGACUUUUUCAAUCACACAGUCUGAAUCAGAGCUCUCUCCAGAUGAAAUAUCGAAUGGUGUAUUCGGUGAGUUUGCUUGAACUAGUUGACUUGUUCGUUUGGGGGUUUGUUGGCUUUGACUACUCGUCGGAGCUCGUUUUUGGGGGGGAGUCUCGGGGACGCGUUCAUUGCGUCCCUGGAGAUGUCGCUUCUUCAUGAUUUGGGGGGAUGACAUGUUUUUGGAGAUUGGGGUAGAGGGGAUAGAGGGAUGUAAAGAUGCUGCGCGGGACAGUGAGGCUGAUGCCUGCGAUCUCUGCCUCUUGGGCUUCUGGCUUGGCUUGGCCAUGGUUUGCUGUGACCCUGGGCGACUUGAGUUGGGAGAACUGGACUGGCUGCCACCUUUCGCGGCUUUGGCUGGUGAUGAAUUGUUGCACUUUUUGGUGCGCUUUUUGGUGCGCUUUUUGGGUUGUUGAGAGGACGGUGACGACGAAAAGAAGUCGACAAUCUUCGAUUGCUCCAUUGGUUUGGCGAUAUCACUCAGAGAGCGAAGACACCUGCCGGAGAACAAAUGAUGAUGAAAGUACGAGUGACUUAUUGGGAUUGCUCAGAUAUGAAAGACUUUCAGAAGAGAAUAAUAAAGUAGCAGAUAGCAGUAUGACUGGUGAAGUAAUGCUGAUGAUGCUGAAGUUGAGAUCUUUUGCAAGAGCGUGAUGAUGCGAGCGUAAAGAGUGAAUGCGAGAAAUUGAGUUUGGAGAGGUGGGAGAGGAAUUAACAGUAGAAUGCAAAGCAAAUUGCUAUUCAAUAAACGCAACAAUAGGUAGAGACGAGCGAUCAAUAAAGCGCGUCAGUGUUUGCCAGUGACAACUGUAAGGGUGUCAGUCAGGGGCUGCUGGCACUGGCACGACACUGCUCAUUCAAAAGCACGGAUUUAUGGGCAAUUCGUUGUUCGUCAUAAGGCAAGGCUCAUUCACGAUGGUCCUUUUUUCCAUUUUUCCAGCAUCUAUGGUAUCAUUACAGAUCAUCAUGGUCUAUGCACAUUGACUCGUCCUCACCGGCUACCUACGCCAGUUUUACAUACGCUCUCGUCGACGAGGAGCUGCCCGGAUGAUAUCGUCCACUCGAAGAAGAAGCUGGUUGAUAAUGUUAGAAAUCUGUUUCAAGAGGCUUUGGAUAAGUACUUACCUCUGCGGCUUCGCUGGCCGAAGACACCACAGCCUUCUUCAACUUGUAACUCUCGAUAACACCGAGAUCUCGCAUAUCAGUAAUACCACCACCAGGGGUCAUCAGAUCCAGGCCGUAAGUGGUAAGACCAUCGUAGAGAGCCUUGCGUAAUCUGGCAACAAGGUCACCAGAGUCGAGACCAGCGUUGUCGGCAAGAAUAGUAGGAAGCUGUCGGAGAGCGACGGCAAAGCUAGAGACAGCCAGUUGUCGCUUACCCUCAACUCGGGUAGCAGCGCCCUCAACCGCCUUGGCCAUAAGCAUCUCAGCACAACCACCACCAAGGGUGGUUCGGGGUUCCUUGACAGUCUGUGACAGAACAGCAAGGGCAUCGUGCAGACUUCGCUCGGCCUCAUCGAGGAGCUGUUCUGUGGCACCUCGGAGGACAAUUGUGCAAGCUUCACCACCAGCCACACCAGAGAACUUGAUGAGGGUAUCUUCUCCAAUGAUAACCUCCUCAAUAACGUCGCAGUGACCAAGCUUGACUUGAUCGGGAUGGUCAAAGGUCGAGGCAAUCUCACCGCCUGUGACCAGGGCAAGACGCUCAAUACCGUCAAAGUCAGCAUGCUCAAUUGACAUAAUGCCAGCAUCAGUAAACAGCUGCUCGGGCCAGUUGUAAAUAAGCUGUCGGUUGAUGAAGCAGUUGAUGCCGUGUGCCUUAAUCUUCUCAACCUUGGCCUUCAUCUUCUCCUUCUCGGCCUUCUCAAGCUCAGCAAGCUUGCUUGUUGAACCAACCUUGACACGAGCACCAAAGAUCUUGACCUUGUCGGUGUCCAUGGAGGUGUUGGCCACCAGAAUCUUGGCCUUCUCUAGUCGCUUGGGCUGGUUGACACCGAUCUUCUUAUCGAGAAUGAAACCUUCGUCGAGGUAGGAGUCACUGAGUUUGCCUCCGGCCUUCUUGAUGAUCUGGAUGUGGUUGAGGUCGGAUGACUUGAGUCGGAGGACGGCAUCAACGGCCAAUUCGGCGAACUGUUUGCGGUCCUGGGCCAGAACCUUGGAGCUGAGUGUCGUUCGGGCAAUGGCAAGUAGAUCUUGUCGGAAGGCCUCGGGGUUCUUGCUGUGAUCAACGGCUGAUCCUUCCAACGCCUUCAGCGCAGCCUGGCUGGCUAUCCGGUAGCCCUCGAUGAUAGUCUGGGGGUGGAUCUUCUUGUCGACCAGCUUCUCCGCCUCUCUCAAUAGCUCGGCAGCGAGAACAGCAACAGAGGUGGUACCGUCACCGACUUCGUCAUCUUGGACCUUCGAAAUGUUGACCAGAACCUUCGCGGCAGCGUUGUCGAGGGCGAUCGACUUGAGGAUUGUGGCACCGUCGUUGGUAACCAUGAUUUCGGCGGUGGAGCUAGCAUCAUGUUAAAAGGGGGGUUGUCGAUACCGCAAGAUGGGCGCAACGUACGCUGACUGGAGAAUCUUGUCCAUACCCUUAGGGCCAAGGGUGCUCUUUACGAGAUCACCGACGGCGAUGGCACCGACAAAGGCAGAGAGACGAGCAUUCUCACCCUUCUCCUCCGUAGUGCCCUCCUCAAAAAUUUGGGUUGGUUGGAAAGACUAGGAGGGGCAUGUUAGCAUACGGUGUACUCGAUACGAGAAGAUGAAAUGCUUCAACAAGCAUUCCUCUCCAAAAGAAGAAGCAUACCAUGAUGGGCUAACAAUGUGACUUUGUACACGGCGAAACCUAUAAAAACGUAAAAGGUUAUCGUCGUCGUCAACGUCAAUAUGCUUCAGCCUUGGGGUAGACGUUGCAGCCUUUUUUUCUGGAGCUCCCAUUCAGCUAAGCAACCGCAGCCCCUCCACUCCCAGGGGCCAGCAAAGCCCACACGUGAUUUGCCCCGCGGUGGAAGCCUCGAGCUUCGGGCCAGUAUUAUCAUUUCUCCGCAUCACGCACACUUUCGUCGGGAAAGUUGAAGGAGAACACCAAAUUUGUGCUGAACUAGGUUGGCCACCGCAACAUCAAGACUCCGCACGAUCCCGAGCGACAUUCUGCGCCGUUCUAGACAAGCCUUUGCGUGUCUUCCAGAGGUCAUAUCUCCCGCGCGCAAAAAGGCCAUUUUCGCAAACCUGUGCUCGGUAGCCAAACCCUCCCAAACCCUCGAAAAAAACCGUACAGAAUCGAGCGAGAGCGGGGCAUUUUUUCUUGCACCCCUCCAACAACCAAAUAUCGCCCAGCAUGGCGCCCUCUUUCGACCACCUCCGCGAGGCCGACCUUGACGAUGACGAGUUCAACGAUGAUGAUAUUGAUAUCUCCGAUCUUCGAGAACGAUUCGAGGUUUCGCUGGAGCAAGGCUAUGACAGCUUCGUGGUUAUCGAUGGCCUGCCUCAAGUCACAGAGGAUCAGAAGCCCAAGCUUGUCAAGUUCUUGUUGAAGAAGCUCAACACAGUCGGCAAGACACGUGAGGACUUGAUACAUAUGCCCAUGGGUGACGAUGGAAAGUCUUUCCGAUUCGCCUUUGUCGAAUAUUCCUCACCCGCUGAGGCUGCUGCCGCUACUCGCGAGCUCGAUCUCACCCCCCUCGACAAGAAGCACACUCUCCGCGUCAACAAGUUCACCGACAUCGAGCGAUAUGGACGAGAAGGCCGUAUCGACGAGACCUACCAACCCCCUCACAUCGACGAGUUCACCGAGAAGGAGCAUCUGCGAUGGUUCCUCAAGGAUCCCUCAGGCCGCGGCCGAGAUCAGUUCGUUAUGUACAAGGGCGAGAGCGUCGGCGUCUACUGGAACAACGAGAAGGAUCAACCUGAGAACAUUGUUGAGCGACAGCACUGGACUGAGACAUUUGUCCAGUGGUCUCCUCUUGGCACAUACCUCACCUCUGUCCAUGCCCAGGGUGUCCAGCUUUGGGGCGGUCCUUCAUGGACGCGACAGGCCCGAUUCGCUCACCCCUUCGUGAACCUGGUCGCUUUCUCUCCUGGUGAGAAGUACAUCGUCACCUGGUCCAACCGCCCUAUCUCCAUCCCCGACGAGGGCCACCCUGCCCUCUCGAUCGAUGACCAUGGCAAGAACUACGUGAUCUGGGACAUCGCCACUGCUACUCCUCUGCGAUCUUUCGCCAACCUCGAGCCCCCUAAGGUUGAGGAAGGCAAGGCCCCCCCUAAGAUGCAGUGGCCUGCCUUCAAGUGGUCUGCUGAUGACAAGUACGUUGCUCGUCUGAACCCCGGCCAGUCUAUCUCCGUAUACGAACUCCCCCGCAUGAACCUUCUCGACAAGACCUCCAUCAAGAUCGAGGGUGUUGUGGACUUCGACUGGGCUCCUGCUACCCCCAAGCGUGAUGGUGUAAAGGACUACGAGCAGCUGUUCUGCUACUGGACUCCUGAAAUUGGCAGCAAUCCCGCCAAGGUCGGCUUAAUGAGCAUUCCCUCAAAACAGGUCGUUCGAUCCCUGAACCUCUUUAGCGUUAGCGACGCUAAGCUUCAUUGGCAAUCCGAGGCUGCCUACAUUUGCGUCAAGGUCGACAGACACUCCAAGUCGAAGAAGUCUCAAGCAACCACACUCGAGAUUUUCCGUGUCAAGGAGAAGGGUGUCCCUGUCGAGGUCGUUGACACUAUUAAGGAUACCGUUAUCAACUUUGCCUGGGAGCCCAAGGGUGACAGGUUUGCCAUCAUCUCCACAACCGAGCCCGUGGGCGUUACUGCUGUCCCUCCUAAGACUGCAGUUUCUUUCUUCUGCCCUGAGAAGGCCAAGAAGGGCCAACAAGUGGGUAACUUCAAGCACCUCCGAACGCUUGACAAGAAGAACAGCAACGCCAUCUACUGGUCACCCCGCGGUCGCUUCGUUGUUAUUGCCACCAUUGCCAACCAGCAGAGCUCCGAUCUCGACUUCUUCGACCUUGAUUUCGAGGGUGAGAAGCCCGAGUCCGAUAAGGACCUUACUGCCAACCUCCAGGCUAUGAACACCGCCGACCACUACGGUGUCACAGAUGUUGAGUGGGACCCUUCAGGUCGAUUCGUUGCCUCAUGGGCUUCCGCUUGGAAGCACUCGAUGGAAAACGGUUACCACAUUUACGAUUUCAAGGGUGAGGCUCUACGAGAAGAGCCCCUUGAGAAGUUCAAGCAGUUCUCAUGGCGCCCUCGGCCCGCAACCCUGCUCACCAAGGAGGAGCAGAAGGCUGUGCGCAAGAACCUUCGAGAAUACAGCCGCGUCUUUGAGCAAGAAGAUGCUGACCGUGGUGCGUCCGCUGACUUGGCUGUUGUUGAGGCUCGCCGACACAUGCUCGAGGAGUGGUACAACUGGCGCGAGUCUGUCGAGGCCGAGAUUUUGGAAGAGCGCGAAGCUCUUGGCCUACCAAAGGAUCCUCAUGCUCCUCUGCUAGAGGCUUACACAAAGUCUCUCGAGGGCUUAACAUCGGAGGCGGAUCGGGUGAUUGAGGAGAUUGUGGAGGAGGUUCUCGAGGAGAGUGAGGAGAUCCUCGCAUAGACGUCUUCACUGCAUUUGCAUGGGAGUGGUUUGCUUGUAUCUCGGUAGAAAAACUGGUCAGGGCGAGGGGUAACGUAAUGAAAUUCAUUGUCAUGUUCACACGAGAGAUAGGUCCAGCUCCUUGGACUUUCUAAAAGCAUUUUCGGAGUAUUCUCUGUUCAUACAUACCACUUGCUCAUCAUUGUUUGCUAAGUGAUACGACGUAGUUGUCUUGGUAACGAAUCCGUUUCUGAACACAUUCAUCUCAAUCGCUUGUCUACCUAUCUACGAUGCAUAGCAACACCUUCUGGCCCAAGACAGCAGCUGAAAGUCUUGGCUUUUCCGAAAAGAAAUCCUGUCAAACUCACACUCUUAACAACAAACUUGUUUGUUUGAGCACCAAGGCAACUCGUUUUCAUGUUCGAAUAUUUGCCAAGAGAGCAUGAGAGGCUGUCUCGGCACUUUCACGCAUUCUUAACAAUCUCUUGAUGUCUCUGCUGCCCUCGAUAUUCGCAUUCGUACGGAGCACC
This is a messenger RNA of Fusarium verticillioides 7600, 9425 nucleotides long. RefSeq names its product eukaryotic translation initiation factor 3 subunit B. NCBI's taxonomy places the organism in Eukaryota, Fungi, Ascomycota, Sordariomycetes, Hypocreales, Nectriaceae. Gene Ontology annotation, cellular component: eukaryotic translation initiation factor 3 complex. Gene Ontology annotation, biological process: translational initiation. The record is from RefSeq and is a predicted model, not a curated record. Gene Ontology annotation, molecular function: translation initiation factor binding; translation initiation factor activity; RNA binding. The coding region runs from base 6673 to 8916 and encodes 747 amino acids. The transcript has 3 exons.